UAAUUUAAAAAGAUAUUUAUAACAUGUUGUAUAAUCAUUAUUCAAAAUAAAUAAGAAGUAAUAUAUUUUAUGUUUUUAAAAUUAUUUUUAAUUUACUGUAAAAUUGUAUAUAAAAUAAAAUCUUAUAAUCUUAUGUAUGAAAUUCCUAAAAUUUUCAUCAGAAUUUCCAAUUAUAUUUUUAUAUUGGUACUAUUAAUACUCUGAAGUUAGUUGUAUAUGAUGAUUCGCUUCAUGAUUGGUUUUCAAAACUUGUUUACGUUAAAAUUUGUGAGUUCAAAAGUAAUGUGAUUGACAGUGUAUAAUAAAUAUAUACAUAAUUCGUGAAAUUUUUAUAAAUUUAUUACAAUGGUACGAUAUGGUGCGCUUAAAGGUUUAUAUGAUUUGGAAAAGACUAUCGGAAGCGGAGGUUUCGCUAAAGUUAAACUUGCCACGCAUAUUGCAACCGGCGAAAAAGUUGCUAUCAAAAUAAUGGACAAAACAUCAUUGGGUGAUGACUUGCCUAGAGUUAAAUUAGAAGUUCAAGCAUUAAAAACUUUAUUGCAUCAACAUAUUUGUCGAUUGUAUCAAGUAAUAGAAACAGAGAGUCAUUAUUUUAUGGUAAUAGAAUAUUGUUCAGGAGGAGAAUUAUUCGAUCAUAUUGUUGAAAAAAAUAAACUUUCUGAAGCAGAAUCGCGCAAAUUUUUUCGUCAAAUUGUUUCUGCGGUAGCAUAUUUACAUAGCUUAGGAUAUGCUCAUCGUGAUUUAAAACCUGAGAAUGUUUUGUUAGAUAAAGAAGAGAAUUUAAAGCUCAUAGAUUUUGGAUUAUGUGCAAAACCAAAAAAUGGAAUAGAUUCACAUUUACAAACAUCCUGUGGUUCUCCAACAUAUGCAGCACCAGAGCUUAUAUUGGGCAAAAAAUACUUAGGUUCAGAAGUAGAUAUUUGGAGUAUGGGAGUCCUUCUUUAUGCAUUACUUUGUGGCUUUCUUCCCUUUGAUGAUAACAGUAUAGAAAAUUUAUAUAGAAAGAUUCUUAGUGGUAAAUAUGAUGAACCAAGCUGGUUAUCAAGCAGUAGUAAAAAAUUAAUACAAGCAAUGCUACAAAUAGAUCCAAAAAAAAGAAUUACGAUUCAAGAAUUAUGCAAUCAUCCAUGGAUUACAGCAGGAUUUCUCAAUCCUGUUUCAUUUGUUCAUAAAACAAAUUUUCAAAAAGAUGAUGAUGUAUUAAGUACAAUGUCUGCAAUAUGUGGUGAAAAUACUUCAGAUAUAUGGAAAAAACUUGUAAAAAGUGAUCGAACAGAUUAUAAAACUGCCACAUAUCUUUUACUUUUAGAUAGAAAACUACGUGGACUUUCACUUCGAAUAUCAUCUUCUGCAAAAUCACAUUUUAAAUCUGAGUAUGAAGGAAAUGAUAAUGGUAUUAUAACUAAACUUGAUUAUUCUCCAAGAAGUAAAUUUAUUAGAUCUCCGAUAAUAGACACUACUUUCAAGAUUUUGCCAAAAACACCUGAAACUACUAAUAGUUUCAUGGAACCACAUUUGCCUGGUAGAAAACGACUCCGAAGUAAAGAAGAAGAUGAUGCAUGUUCUCCUGUUCCUAUAAAGAGAAUUGCAGAAAAAGAUAGGUUUGUUUCUACUCCAACUAGUACUACAAUAUCAGAUUCGAGAGAAUCACAAUCAUGUACACCGGGAAGUGCAAGGAAAGUAAUAAUGGGUUUAGAACGUGGAUUGAAUCGUGUACGUUACGUCCUUACGCCAAAGAGACGCGUGAAGAAUGAAAAUAUCGAUCCUGAUCAACCUAACGUACUUUCUGGGAAGGGUCUUUGUAAUGUAUCAUCAACGUCCAGUGAUGAUCCGAAAUAUGUUCUUUCACAAUUACGUCGUGCACUUCGUCGUAAAGGAAUUAUGUGUCAUCAAAAAGGGUUUAUCUUACAAGGAGAGACGGAAGAUUGUACAGAGGAUGAUAAAGACGCAAUGCGACCAUUUUCAUCUAGGAAUGCCUGUUCUUUUGAAUUAGAAGUUUGUUUAUUAGAGGGUAUCUCAAAUAACAAAUUAGUUGGUAUUCGAAGAAAACGAUUAAAGGGUAAUGCAUGGGUUUAUAAACGAGUGUGCGAAGAAGUUCUUGCUCUGGCAGCUGAAGAUUUUUCCGCGGAAUCGGAAGGUUCAACGGAAUCGAAAUGUCCUAUUUGAAGUUUUUUUGACAUUCAUAUUCUUAUUGAUAUAAAUAUAUAUUUAAAUUUACAUUACAAGAAGACAAUAAGACAUUUGAUUAUAUUUUGAUCUCCAGUAGUUAUAUGAAAUAGAUAUUAAAUAGAUCAUAAAGACAAAUAUAAAAUAUAUUAAUUCUUGUAUGUAUCAGCAAACUAUUUAUGGCAGCUUCGAUACAUGUAUAUUAGUUUUGAAAAUGUGCCUUUCAAAGACAUAGUUUCUUCUGAGAAGAAAUAAUCAUAAAAGAAAUGUUACAGAAAUAUGAAACUUUAUUAAAUAUUUCCCCGAAUUUCAAACAAUAUAGUAAAGUUAUAAUUUCAACAAUGGUUAUAAUCACUAAUUGUGUAAUAAUUUUUAUAUAUUAAAUGUUUAAAAAUAAGAAUACAAUAAAUGUAUAUAAAUAAAAA
Messenger RNA from Apis dorsata (giant honeybee), 2591 nucleotides. Its product is annotated as maternal embryonic leucine zipper kinase-like. Gene Ontology annotation, biological process: protein phosphorylation; intracellular signal transduction; microtubule cytoskeleton organization. Bases 346 to 2166 code for a protein of 606 amino acids. Gene Ontology annotation, cellular component: cytoplasm. The transcript has 13 exons. Lineage: Eukaryota; Metazoa; Arthropoda; Insecta; Hymenoptera; Apidae. The record is from RefSeq and is a predicted model, not a curated record. Gene Ontology annotation, molecular function: protein serine/threonine kinase activity; tau-protein kinase activity; ATP binding.